AUGGCAAUGUGGUGGAGGCUCUUUGUGUGCAGCCUGGGGAUCCUCCUCCUGGCGCCGUGUUCUCUCUCUGAGAAGUUCUCUCUGGCUGGCUCCCCACACCCCGUGGUGGGGGUAGUUGGCCGGGAUGUGGUGUUAUCCUGCCAGCUCUCACCCCCGGCCCGGCUGCCCAACAUGGAAGUGCUGUGGAGGAAAACUGGAUCAGGAUUUAUCCCAGUUCACAAGUACUCGGAUGAGGGUACCCAGGACCUGCCAGGGGAGGGUUACCAGACCCGGACGGAGCUGUUCCCACAGGAGUUCAGCAGUGGGAACGUCUCCCUGAAGCUGAAACGGCUCCAAGUGUCAGAUGACGGGAAAUACCAGUGUCUUGUGAGGAACCCAGAAUGGACCCAGGAAGCCACCAUUGAGCUAUGGGUUGCAGCAGUGGCUCCAGUGUUCAUUGACGUACUGGGCCCCCGGGAUCAGGGGAUCGGGCUGGCCUGUAGAACCACAGGCUGGUUCCCCAAACCCGAACUCCAGUGGGUUGGAAAGAACUGGCAGAACCUGGCAAUGGAGAGUGUGACCGACAUGACUCAGGACAGGGAGAACCUGUAUAGUGUUGUGAGUCUCAUCACUGUCACAGAAGGGGAAGAGAAUGGAGACAUCAGCUGCAUAGUGCGGAAUGGCCUGCUGGAGACUGAGCAGAGAUCUGCCAUUCACCUCUCAGGUGAUAUCUUCCCCCGUGUUUCCUCUUGGCUUGCUGCAUUCUGGGUAUUGUUCACUCUGGUUCUCAUUGCUGCUGGAGCGUGUGCAUAUCUUGGAUACACAGCGAAGCGAAAGGCCUCUCAGAAGAAACGCUCUAAAGAGGAGGCUCUGUUACUUCUUGAGUCUGAGAAGAAGACCUGGGAAGCAGAGCGAGAUGAGCUGCAUGAGACAAUUGAUAACGUGAGGAUUGCCUUGGAAUCAGACAAAGCGGUCAGAGAGCUAGAUUUCAGGAGGGCUCGGAGCUACAUGGUUCCCAUCACCCUGGAUCCAGAUUUCAAACACCCCGAGCUCACCAUCUCUAAGGAUGGCCGAAUAAUCCAACAUGACCCUGCCUCCCUAGGGCUGGCUACCCCCCCUGGGGCCCUGGUUGCUGUGGGGAGGGAGGGGUUUGUGGCCAGGAAGGUUCAUGAUGGGGAGGGAGGGGCUUGCCAGGGGUACUGGGAGGUGGAGGUGGGGAACAGCCCGGAGUGGGAGCUGGGGGUGCUGAGUAAGACUGUGAGGGGCAGAGUGAGACCUGGAGACCAGGAGAGGCUGGAGAAACCCCCUGAGGGGGGGUUCUGGGCUCUGGGGAGAUCUGGGGUGCAGUAUCACCCCAGUGAGGCCAAUAAUGUGAUCCAGAACUUGGGUGUGACACCGACAGUGGUUGGGGUCUAUCUGGAUCUAGAAGGGGAGAGUCUCUCAUUUUAUAGUGUCAAUUCAAUGGCCCUUAUUCUGAAGAUUCCUGUAGAAGGUUCUGAGAGAUUGUUCCCGUUCCUCAGCCCUGGUCUCGCUGUGGGGAAGGACCAGGGGAAACCCCUCAGCAUCUGCCCCUGCAGCGACUGGGAUUUCCCCCAGAAAUUAAGAGUUAGUGGGUCUGUUAGUCAGGGAGAUUCCAGAGCCCCCGCACAGACCUCUGCCCCGAAUGACAGGAAAGAGGCAGAAAACAACACAGAACUACUUGCCACAGGAAAAACAGCCCCAUCGCCUGGACAGCACCCAGCCCCUGGAGACAAGGAAGUGAAAAAAAACAGGGCAAGGCCAUCUGUGGGAGAAUAUUUCCAAAAGCUCCUGCCCACGAGGACGGGGGAUGAAACAGAGCAGGUGCAUCAACAACUGGAAACACCUCCCAGACAGAAGGGGAAAAAGAACAGCCAAACACCCCAGGUCUGA
Molecule: messenger RNA, 1890 nt
Organism: Emys orbicularis (European pond turtle)
Lineage: Eukaryota; Metazoa; Chordata; Testudines; Emydidae
Product: butyrophilin subfamily 3 member A1-like
Exons: 11
Coding region: 1-1890 (629 amino acids)
Biological process (GO): regulation of cytokine production; T cell receptor signaling pathway
Cellular component (GO): external side of plasma membrane
Molecular function (GO): signaling receptor binding
Source: RefSeq, a predicted model, not a curated record